Molecule: messenger RNA, 1121 nt
Organism: Eublepharis macularius
Lineage: Eukaryota; Metazoa; Chordata; Lepidosauria; Squamata; Eublepharidae
Gene: CFAP20
Product: cilia and flagella associated protein 20
Exons: 6
Coding region: 143-724 (193 amino acids)
Biological process (GO): positive regulation of cell motility; cilium assembly; regulation of cilium beat frequency involved in ciliary motility
Cellular component (GO): ciliary basal body; motile cilium
Source: RefSeq, a predicted model, not a curated record
GUUCCCGGUUCGUUUGCGGCGCGCAUGCGCGCGCGUGUUUCCUUCCGCGCGGCGCCUCGCAGCUGAGGGCGACAGAGCCGCGCUCGGCGGCCGCAGCAGCCCGCGCGGAGCCACCCCCCUCGGCCCGGCUUCGCUCGGCGGGAUGUUCAAGAACACGUUCCAGAGCGGCUUCCUGUCCGUCCUCUACAGCAUCGGGAGCAAGCCGCUGCAGAUCUGGGACAAGAAGGUGCGGAAUGGCCACAUCAAAAGAAUCACGGACAAUGAUAUCCAGUCACUGGUGCUGGAGAUCGAAGGAACAAAUGUCAGUACCACAUAUAUCACGUGUCCUGCUGACCCAAAGAAGACGCUGGGAAUAAAAUUGCCCUUUCUGGUGAUGAUAAUCAAGAACCUGAAAAAAUACUUCACCUUUGAAGUACAGGUGCUAGAUGAUAAAAAUGUCCGCCGGCGGUUUCGUGCCAGCAACUACCAGAGCACAACCCGUGUUAAGCCCUUCAUCUGCACCAUGCCCAUGCGCCUGGAUGAUGGCUGGAACCAGAUUCAGUUCAAUCUCUCCGAUUUCACUCGCCGAGCAUACGGCACCAACUAUAUUGAGACCCUGAGAGUCCAGAUCCAUGCAAACUGUCGCAUCCGCAGAAUUUACUUCUCAGACAGGCUGUACUCGGAGGAUGAGCUUCCUGCUGAGUUCAAGUUGUACAUCCCGGUCCAAAACAAGGCCAAGCAAUGAUGAUACUUUCCGGGAAACUAUCGGAGAGAUGCAGUCUGAAGACGGGUGGAUUUUUUUUUUUAAUUAUACAAUAUUUAGGUGUUGAUUUGCAUAGAAUAACUGUUUAUUUAAUAAAGCUGGUAUUCCUAACUCUGGGCCAGGACACUGCUAACCAUGUCAUUGUCCGAUGUGAGGAACAACCCCGAUCAGGUCAGCCCCUGUGGAUCUGCGGGAUCUGAUCUUUAGUCGGACACACACACAAACCCCUUGUUCCUUGUCUGGACGCCAGUGGCUUCCUCUUUAUUUUUAUUUUGGUUUUUUUGCUCUUCAUGUGUUGUUUUUAUCUGCUAUAAAAUGUGUGUGGCCUGCUCCCCCUCCCAACCUGAAGCAAUUAUUAAAUAUUUGAUUCUCUUUGUAA